AUGUAUGUGAAUGUGGGCGAGAUUUGGAUUCCCGAUAACAUGAUCGGCAACACCAAAUCGUUAAACCUUGCACACGCGGAUGCGAUUCGGGCCGCAAAAAUCGAAAGUGAUGGAACGAUAACAAUGCCCACUGUCUAUUAUGUGGAAAUCUCUUGCGUAAUUUCGGUGGAUGUAUUCCCGUUUGACAAACAAGCUUGCGAGUUGCCGGUUAUGUCAUUCGCUUAUCUGCCAGCGGACGUGAUCACAAAUGGAUCAGUGAGCCCGGAAGCUUUAUCUCUAUAUGCAGGUAACGGUGAAUGGAAUGUGACACAUGUGACGACAAAACCAAUCUCGUUUGUAACCAUGCAAUUGUUCUAUUUUAUCAUCCAUGUUAAACGAGUCCCCAACUUCUAUGUCUACGUCAUCGCUCUUCCAUGUUUCAUUCUAACACUUCUCUCAAUUAUCGGAAUGUUUUGGUCAUCGAACAUCAAAAAGGAACAGUUGACAAAGCUGAGUAUCGGUUUAACAAGUCUUGUUUCAAUGACCGUACUUUUGGAUCUCUUAUCUACGUCAAUACCAAAAACAGAGGUUUUUCCGUUAUUAGGCAUUUGUGUAGUCGUUUGCGUUGGAAUCAUCUCAGCCGCUUGUGUCAUCAUCGUCGUUUUCUCAUUGCAAAAUCCAAGAAAGAAAACAGAAGCCGAGAUGAAAAGAGCUGAAGAAGAAGAAAAGCGAUUGACAAAAGGCGAGAAGAUCCGCCACUUCUUCACCAGAUGGGCUCAAGUGGAUUUGACAAAAUUUGGGGAAACAGAAGCCUACUCAAACUUUAUCAACCAAACGCAACUGAUCUAUGAUGAGAUCUUUACCAAUCGAAGAUACAACCAUUUACUCUCUCCGAUUUUUCACCAAGCACCUAACGAUACAGCUCCCUUUGAAGUUUACUAUUCAAUGUUUUUCUUUAAAAUGUUUCUAUUAGAUGCGGAGAGUCAAAUGCUUGGGAUCGAUUUUGAGUUGAAAGAAACUUGGAAAGACGCAAGAUUAGCUUGGGACCCGGAAGAAUAUGGUGGAGUGAACAAAUUGUUCGUUAACGUGGACUCUGUUUGGGUGCCCGAUAAUCAAGUGGCCAAUGUGAAAUCACUUGACGCAGUGCACCCAUCAACGUCAAGGGAAGUCGAAAUCUCGCAUGACGGUACUGUGUUGAUGCCUACCGUUUACUAUGCCGAGAUUUCUUGUGCCAUCAAUGUAAGAAUCUUCCCCUUUGACAAGCAGAGUUGCCGAAUUCCGAUACUCUCUUUCUCCUAUGGAGUACGUCAAGUGACGACAAAUGGCAGCGUGGAUAAAGUGCUAUCUUUGACUACGGCUGGCAAUGGCGAGUGGGAAGUCACAGGCAUCACCACGAAUAGUUUCAUCUAUGGACCCGGGAAUAUUUUUAAUUACGUGAUAGGCUUAAAACGAGUCCCUCACUACUAUGUCUACGUGAUCGCUUUUCCGUGCUUCAUUUUGACGACAAUCUCAACAGUUGGAACCUUUUGGUCACCAAAUUACAACAAGGAGCAACUUACCAAGCUGAGCAUCGGUCUGACGAGUCUCAUCUCUAUGACAGUAUUGCUGGAUCUUUUGUCGAACUCAAUUCCCAAAACGCGAGUUUUCCCAUUGCUAGGAAUCUAUGUGCUGAUUUGUGUUGGAAUCAUUUCCGCUUCGUGUGUGGCCAUCGUUGUGUAUGCUUUGCCCAAUCCAAAGAAACCGACCGAGUCUGCGCUGAAAAAGUUGCAAGAAGAAAAGAAUCUAUUGACAACAAGCCGAAAAAUGAUGCGAUAUUUGAAAGAGACGUUAAAUCAUCGUCACAUCUUUUUUCAACUCAUAUUUCAAGCGAUGAAUUUCGUUGCAUUUAUUGUGUUUUUGUCUCACUGGGAU
Molecule: messenger RNA, 1890 nt
Organism: Mesorhabditis belari
Lineage: Eukaryota; Metazoa; Nematoda; Chromadorea; Rhabditida; Rhabditidae
Source: the annotation of a GenBank genome assembly